Molecule: messenger RNA, 1663 nt
Organism: Nasonia vitripennis (jewel wasp)
Lineage: Eukaryota; Metazoa; Arthropoda; Insecta; Hymenoptera; Pteromalidae
Gene: P5cr
Product: pyrroline-5-carboxylate reductase
Exons: 9
Coding region: 635-1483 (282 amino acids)
Biological process (GO): L-proline biosynthetic process
Molecular function (GO): pyrroline-5-carboxylate reductase activity
Source: RefSeq, a predicted model, not a curated record
AGGCUACUGGCUGGAUUCGAAGAAGAGCUGAGAGAGCGAGGGAUUUUUCACGAGAGACAAGGUUGCUCGCGGAGCAAAUGAGAUAUUACUAACGUGUCGGUUCGUGCCUCCACUGCUGGACGCGCUGUGGAUAUCGGGUGUCCAGCGUCGAGGAAACAGGACGACCAGCUAAACUGGGUAGUGAUUUGGAGCGAGUUACCCGUUCAUCAACAAUCGACUUUCAGUGAUGCUCAUUCCUGGGGAAAGUUAUAUAUAGAUGUAGCUAGUAGUCGAGUGGUGAUGAGAACCACUGGGGUGGCGGGAAAUUUUGAAUGGUAUAGGCUAUAUAAAUAGUGACGGGCAGGUGUUUUUUGGUGUUUUAUCGAAGAAUAAUUCAAAAUUUUUGUCAAAAAUCAUAAACAAUAAAACGCUCCAGUUUGAUUUGCAUACCUACAAGUAUAUUGUUUGGAAAGUUUUGAAGGAUAGCCACUGCUCUAUUAUGACAGAUGCAGAUUCACUCACCCGUCCAAGUGCUCCAGUAUAACCGUGAAUGGAAAGUUUAGAUUAUAAACUAGAACCGGAAAGUUGAGUCUUGUAAGAACUGAGUUUUUAGUUCAUUCCUGUCGCAGUGUCAUUCAACAAUAAGUUUUGAAUCAUGGUUGACUUUAGUUUCUUGAUAAAUAAAAAUGUUGGAUUUGUUGGCGGUGGAAAUAUGGCACAAGCAAUUGGUCUUGGACUUGUUAAAAAAGGUGUCAUAAAGCCUAAUAAUAUAUGGGUAUCAAGUCGAACUGAAAAAACUUUGAGUGUAUGGGAGAGUGUUGGUAUCAACAUCACCUUCAAUAACUAUGAAGUAGUACAAAAUUCUGAUGUUAUAUUCUUAGCUGUGAAACCCCAAAUGCUAGAUGAAGCAUUAAGAACUUGUAAACCUCCUCAUCAUACCACUGGCAAACUUUUUGUUUCUGUAAUUGUUGGAAUUCCUUUAGAUACUUUAGAUGAAAAACUGCGGGCAGUCGACAGUUUUCCCAAGAUUAUAAGAUCGAUGCCAAGCACUCCAAUGAUGGUUGGUGAAGGAAUAACCGUUUACUGCAGUUUGAGAACUAAUGAAGAAGAAGAAUGUGCUAUAAACUAUUUGUUCUCACAACUAGGGCUUUGUGAAAAAAUUCCUGAAUCUCUUAUGAACAGUGCAGGAGGUCUAUCUGGAUCUGGUCCUGCUUACGCAUACAUGAUAAUAGAAGCACUUGCUGAUGGUGCUGUGAAAAAAGGCAUUCCACGAGCUUCAGCUACAAGAUUUGCAGCUCAAGUACUUGUUGGUGCUGGAAAAAUGGUAUUAGAAACUGGAAAGCAUCCUGGAUUACUGAAGGAUGAAGUAUGCUCACCUGGUGGCUCCACCAUAACUGGAGUCCAUGCAAUGGAAACUGGUGGUGUCAGAGCUGCAAUGAUGAACGCUGUUGAAGCAGCUGUCAAUAAAUCAAACGAGUUGACCUCGUUGUUGGGUAAAAAGUGAAGAGAUAGUUCAGUAUAAUGAAGAGGUAUUGAUGUACUUAUACAUUGCCUAUUUUCCAAGUAUCUCUAUACGUUUCAAUAAUUUAUUAAGUAACGAUACAACACAGUUGAAUGGACGUUCCAUCGACAACGUAACUUAUAUUUCACUCAGACAAUAAAGCCAAAAAUAUUUUGUGAUAAA